AUGUCGUUGACGAUUCCCAAGGCGCCCAAUGCUGGCCUGUUUAAGCAGGGCUAUCAGAGCCACGACUCCGAAGAUGGCGCCGUUAUUCGAAAUAUCGAGGCAUGCAGAGCUAUUUCCCAGACUGUCCAGACAUCUCUCGGGCCUCAUGGCCGGAAUAAGAUUGUUAUCAACCACUUGCAGAAGAUGAUUCUUACAUCUGAUGCUGCCACAAUCCUGCGAGAGCUGGAUGUCGUCCACCCUGCUGCUAAACUCCUGGUUAUGGCCAGUCAGCAGCAAGAAGCGGAGAUGGGAGAUGCUACAAAUAUGGUUAUUAUCCUCGCUGGCGAGCUUCUACGAAAGGCGGAGGAUCUCCUACGGAUGGGGUUGAAGACGAGUGAUAUCGUUCAGGGGUACGAGGUUGCACAGGGUUUUGCUCUCAGUACUUUAGAAGAACUCGAAGUGGAUAGAUUAAAGGAAAUGCGCUCUGCCCCUGAGCUCGGGAAGGCCCUAAAGACGGUUAUUGGAAGCAAACAGUCUGGGUCUGAGGAAAUCCUUGCCCCCCUGGUGGCCGAGGCCGUUUUGGGUGUUCUCCCAAAGAAUCCCGCUAACUUUAAUGUCGACAAUGUCCGUGUGGUCAAAAUUAUGGGAGGAAGUUUGGAACAAUCGCGUGUUGUUAAGGGUAUGGUCUUCGCCCGUGAACCAGAAAGGUUCCAUUAA
Molecule: messenger RNA, 696 nt
Organism: Trichophyton rubrum CBS 118892
Lineage: Eukaryota; Fungi; Ascomycota; Eurotiomycetes; Onygenales; Arthrodermataceae
Exons: 3
Coding region: 1-696 (231 amino acids)
Biological process (GO): protein folding
Cellular component (GO): chaperonin-containing T-complex
Molecular function (GO): ATP-dependent protein folding chaperone; ATP binding
Source: RefSeq, a predicted model, not a curated record